AUGGAGGGGCGGCUGCCAGGACAGCACUUCACCAACGGCUUAAACGUGGCCCCCCGGUUCCCCACUGUCACCGCAGCCAUCAUGCACCACAUCCGCACAAUCUCCGACGACGUGGCCGUCAUAGACCACGCCGGAUCCGGACACCUCCAGUUCAGCUACGCGGAACUCGGCCGGCGCUCAAGACACUUGGCGCACUCCCUUCGACGCGCCGGCCUGUGCCGUGGCGACAGGGUUCCACUAGUGGUCAAGCGCGGCAUCGACAUGGUCGUCGGCAUCGUGGCUAUCCUCCGGUGCGGCGCCCAGUACGUUCCCCUCGACGGCGGUGUGGCCCCUAAGGAAACACUCCAGAGGGUCAUGGAGCAGUCCGGCGGUAAGGUCGUCGUGUGCCUUCAGUCGACAGUGCACCGGCUUGGCGAGCUCACACUCGGGGGCUCCCAAGUUGUCGUCAUCGACCAGGAAACCACCAGUAGCCAGGAUGAAGACGACCGCGACGAUACAGAGGCCGAGGAGUCCACGACGGCAGACAGCGGAUGCUAUGUAAUAUACACCUCCGGUACUACGGGGGCGCCGAAAGGAGUGGAUGUGACGCACGGCAAUGUUGCCAACUUGGUCUGCUCGCAUCCAGGCAACCUCGGAAUCCAUCAGGGGGUUCGCGUGGGGCAAGUGUUGAACGUUAGUUUUGACAUGGCCGCGUGGGAAAUUCUAGGAUGCCUCUGCAACGGUGGCACGCUGGUCUUGCGAGGGUCUGACUGGGUGGAAACACUGAACCAGAUAAACGUACUUAUCUGCACACCUUCCAUCCUCUCCCAGUAUGAGCCACAGCAGUUCCAUAAUCUCAGAACCGUCGCGACAGCCGGCGAGCCCGUCAGCCAAAAGACGGCGGAUUUAUGGGCAUCCUACCUGACCUACUACAAUUGCUGUGGGCCAACAGAGACAACGAUUGUGAACACGAUGCAAAGGCACAUCCCUGGGGAGCUACUUUCGAUUGGCAGGCCAACCCCAAACAACCGCGUCUACAUCCUGGACGAGGACCUGAACCAGGUGGCCAUCGGCCAGGCCGGCACAAUGUGGGCGGGCGGAAAGGGGGUAUCCAGGGGAUAUGUUGGCCUCCCAGAGUUAACGCGCCAGAGAUACCUCCAUGACAAGUUCGCCAAUGACAGGACGAAAAUGUACAAUACCGGCGAUAUUGGCCUCUGGAAUCCAGAUGGAACCAUCAAGAUCCAAGGGCGCUGCGACGACCAGGUAAAGAUCAAGGGUUUCCGGGUCGAGUUGGAUGGUGUUACAUCAUCCAUAUCCACGGCCGCCGGGGUCACCAAAGCCGCAACACUCAUGAUCGGCGGAGAACUUCAUGCGUUCCUUCAGCCUUGUUCCUGCGACGUUUCGGCCGUCCGCGAACACAUCGAGCCCAUUCUACCUUAUUACGCUUGUCCCGCUCACUACCAUGUUCUUGAGUCCUUCCCGUUAACACGGAAUGGCAAAGUUGACAAACCCGCCCUUCGGAAGUUGGCCGAGGAUGGCAGCGAUUCCGACUCGACAGCGGGCUCGACAGUGGGCUCAUUCGAUCACCCAACCGACUAUCCGACCAAGCCAGCUUCUACUACUACCACGGUCUCGGUGAUCCACGAGAAACCUUGCGGAGACGACGACUCCCGGAGUUCCGCCACCCUCGGGGUCUACGGCUCGGACUCAAGCGUGUCCGGACAGAAGGACGAGUUUGACCUCAACGACCCAAUUCCGGAAAAAGGGCUUCCGCAACCAUUCAGGGGUCUGCUGUACCGAAUCUUCAUCCCCUACCGCUUCCUAUUUUCCGUCGUUUGGAUGGCAAACGCUGCGGCAGUCGUUGCCGUGUAUCUGAAGGGAGGCAAUCGCGAAUGGCUCGGCAAUAUGGUCGCGGUCAACCUGGUGGUGGCCGUCCUCAUCCGCCAGGACUUUGUCAUCAACGCCUUGUACACCAUAUUCUGCUCGGUGCCAAAGUCGUGGCCCCUCUGGAUCCGCGCCCCGUGCGCCAAGAUCUACCACCUUGGCGGCGUCCACUCCAGCGCAGCCUCGUGUGCCGGUCUGUGGCUACUGGCGGCCAACAUCAACGACAUCGUCUGCCUGACAAUGGAGACUUGUCCCGACUACCCGCCGCACUCUCCCGCCUUCGUAGUCUUCUCCUGGGUGCUGACGGCCAUGUUCUUCACCAUGCUCGGCUUCGCCUGGCCGUCGUUCAGGAAGGCCAACCACAACUUCUUCGAGCGGUGGCACCGCUUCAUGGGCUGGACGAUGCUCGCGUUCUUCUGGACCCAAACCCUGAUCGGCAUCAGCGACGCCGCCCGCGAGAGCUCCACCCCGUUCGGCGCGGCCGUGGUCUCCUCGGUGCCCUUCUGGCUGCUCAUCGUGGCGACCACCAGCGUGGCCCUGUCGUGGUUCUGGCUGCGCCGCGUCCCCGUCACAUCCGAGGUGCUCUCCGACCACGCCGUGCGCCUGCACUUCGACUACACGGUUCCCGUGAACGGCAGCUUCGCGCGGCUCUCCUUCCGACCCCUCGUGGAGUGGCACUCGUUCGCGACGAUCCCUUCGCCGUCGGCGCACGGCCCUACGCACAGCCCUUCGCAGUUCCCUCGGGGGUAUUCGGUGGUGGUGUCCAACGCGGGCGACUGGACGCGGCGGUGCAUCACGCACCCGCCGCGGCACGUGUGGGUGCGCGGGGUUCCGACGUGCGGCGUGAUGCGCAUCGCGACGCUGUUCAACCGCGUCGUCGUCGUGGCCACGGGCUCGGGCAUCGGCCCUUGCCUCGGGCACCUGCAGUCGCCCAGCUGCGCCACGCAGCUCGUCUGGAGCACGCGCGACCCCGAGCGGAGCUUUGGCCCGGACAUGGUGCGCGCCCUCAGGAGGUCCAUCCCCGAUGCCGUCAUCUGGGACACCAACAAGCUUGGCCGGCCCGACAUGCUCGGGCUGAGCUACAACCUGGUGAGGCAGUUCGGGGCCGAGGCCGUCAUCGUUAUUGCCAAUGAGAAGAUCACAAAGAAGAUUGUAUAUGGGCUGGAGACGAGGGGUAUUUCUGCUUAUGGGGCUAUCUGGGACAGUUAG
This is a messenger RNA of Phialemonium atrogriseum, 3072 nucleotides long. RefSeq lists its product as uncharacterized. The transcript is spliced from 6 exons. The record is from RefSeq and is a predicted model, not a curated record. The coding region runs from base 1 to 3072 and encodes 1023 amino acids. Lineage: Eukaryota; Fungi; Ascomycota; Sordariomycetes; Cephalothecales; Cephalothecaceae.